Messenger RNA from Xiphias gladius (swordfish), 847 nucleotides. It is a transcript of the gene ccdc12, whose product is annotated as coiled-coil domain containing 12. The transcript has 7 exons. The record is from RefSeq and is a predicted model, not a curated record. Lineage: Eukaryota; Metazoa; Chordata; Actinopteri; Istiophoriformes; Xiphiidae. The coding region runs from base 39 to 530 and encodes 163 amino acids. Gene Ontology annotation, cellular component: U2-type spliceosomal complex; post-mRNA release spliceosomal complex.
GGAUUUCAGAGAGAAUUGAGCGGUGUGUUGAGAUAAACAUGGAGCGAAAUGUCGGGUCCCUUCAGGAGCAGGCCCUGAAGAGAAAAGAGAGGUUAAAAGCACUAAGAGAUAAACAGCUUCAUGGGCGAGAGCAAGAAGAUGGGGAGCCAGAGAAGAAAAAAUCUUCAUUAGAGGAGACUACGGAGGAGAAGCACAGAGAUCUGAAGCUGAGGAAUUACACCCCAGAGGAUGAAGAGCUGAAGGAGAGGCAGGUACCUAAAGCCAAACCGGCAUCAGUGGAGGAUAAAGUUAAAGACCAGUUAGAGGCAGCAAAUCCAGAGCCCAUCAUUGAAGAAGUGGAUUUGGCCAACCUUGCCCCGAGAAAACCAGACUGGGACCUGAAACGAGAUGUGGCAAAGAAACUGGAGAAGUUGGAGAGGAGAACACAGAGAGCCAUCGCUGAGCUCAUCCGGGAUCGUCUGCGAGGCAGCGAGGAGGAGUUGGCUGGGGCGGUGGGAGCAGUAGGAGUGGAGGAGGGAGACUCAGACUGAAUCCAAAAUGUGACAGUUCAAAAAACAAAGAGAAGACGAUGGCAAGUGAGUGGAACACCAUAAUAAGGACCUGACUUUAUCUGGACUGUACCAUCACAUCUGUGUUGUGCUUAGAGAGAUUGGUUGCUUUCAUCACUGCAGGGAGUAAAGUUUCCCAUCAGGUCUUUAUAUAUGUUUACUUGUAUCAUUGUCUUAUUACAUAUCAAUACACAGUAGUACAUUCUGUAUAUGUGGUUAAUUGAGUUGCAUUGUUAAUGUAAUCAUCAAUAUUGUUGUAAUUUUUUAUAUUCAAAUAAAAUAUUGUUUUUUCAAUAUUU